CAGGGCAGUUUAGGAGAGGCAGAGGUGAAGUGGUUGCCAUAGCAACAGAGGCGGUGAAAGGUCAUUCUGGCAUUAGCCUAGGUGGCCCAGCAGCAGGCCAGAGCUGGCAUUGAGGGGGGAUGGGAUGGGAGGCUACAAAAUUCUUUUUCUCCUCUCCCAUUCUGCCCAGAAUGGUGCUGGAAGGAAACCCCGACGUGGGGUCCCCCCGAACCUCAGACCUCCAGCACCCUGGGAGCCAGGGCUCCUGCAUCCUCUCUUCUGGUGAAGAUGUGCAGCCAGGCGAGGAGCCCAUCAAGUAUGGCGAACUCAUCGUCCUGGGAUGCUGUGAGGAAGGAGGUGAGGAAACCGAGGCUCAGAGAGGGGAAGUGACUGGUCCAAGGGCACACAGCUGCUACAAUGGUUGUCUAUCCAGUGGGGACAAGGGCCGCCGGCGAAGCCGCCUGGCACUGAACCGCAGGCCACAUGCCAACGGAGUGAAGCCAGACGUCAUGCACCAUAUCUCCACGCCGCUCGUCUCCAAGGCACUGAGUAACCGGGGCCAGCACAGCAUCUCGUACACACUGUCCCGGAGCCAUUCGGUCAUAGUCGAAUACACACAUGACAGUGACACAGACAUGUUCCAGAUCGGCCGCUCCACAGAGAACAUGAUCGACUUUGUGGUAACAGACACGUCUCCUGGAGGAGGGGUGGCCGAGGGCCCCUCUCCCCAGAGCACCAUCUCCCGCUAUGCCUGCCGCAUCCUGUGUGACCGCAGGCCGCCCUAUACUGCCCGCAUCUAUGCCGCCGGCUUCGAUGCCUCCAGCAACAUCUUCCUUGGAGAGCGGGCAGCCAAAUGGCGGACCCCCGAUGGCCUGAUGGACGGCUUAACCACCAAUGGGGUCCUGGUGAUGCACCCAGCGGGCGGCUUCUCUGAGGACUCGGCCCCAGGUGUCUGGCGGGAGAUCUCAGUCUGUGGGAACGUCUAUACUCUGAGGGACAGCCGCUCGGCACAGCAGCGGGGGAAGCUGGUGGAGAACGAGUCCAAUGUGCUGCAGGACGGCUCCCUCAUAGACCUGUGCGGGCAGCAGCCUUGGGUCUACGUUCGUUGCGGCCAUGUCCACGGCUACCACGGCUGGGGCUGUCGGCAAGAGCGGGGUCCCCAGGAGCGCGAGUGUCCUCUCUGCCGUCUCGUGGGGCCCUAUGUGCCCCUGUGGCUCGGCCAGGAGGCCGGCCUCUGUCUGGACCCCGGACCACCCAGCCACGCCUUUGCACCCUGCGGCCAUGUCUGCUCUGAGAAGACUGCCCGCUACUGGGCCCAGACACCGCUGCCCCAUGGCACGCACGCUUUCCAUGCCGCCUGCCCCUUCUGUGGGGCCUGGCUCACCGGCGAGCAUGGCUGUGUCCGCCUCAUUUUCCAGGGACCGCUGGACUAGGCUCCCAGGACCCCCUGCUGCCUCGCCCACCUGCCCACCCAGGUCCCCCACCUCCUGCAGCCUAGAGGGAGCUCUGCAUGUGGGACUCUACCUGCUGGCACCUCGCCCACCACAUGGACGCAUCGGAUGGGCUGUGCCCCUCCCCUUUUCACCCAGAGGUGUUCCUGAGGCCCGUACUCCAGCCGGAAUGAUGGGGUCCUCAGCACCAGCUCUGUCCUGGCCUGAUGGGAGAAAGCCCACCCCCAUCCCUGGCCCCUCCUGGGGUGUCUCACAUCACGCCGUCUACACUGUGCCGCUGGGGGAGUGAAAGGGCCCUGGGCCCCUGACCCCCAGUUUAGGCUGGCUGUGCCCGGAGCCUGCUGACCCAGCUUCAGCUGUUCCCCCUGCUGCUGCCGUGGGGUUCUGUAAACCUUGCUGCUCAGCUGCCCUCACCAACCCCACGCGUCCCGCAUGUGUGCCGUGCCCCAGCCCCUGACGGAGUUCCAGGCGGGCGGCAGGCUGGGACCAGCCUCUGCUGAUACCACUGUGGGCUGGACUCCAUGCCAGGUGGGUUCUGGGGACACAAAGACAAUCAGGCCUGGUCCCUGCCUGGGGGAGUACACAGCCUAGUGGACGACAGACCGCAUUGCCGAAUGACAGCAUGGCUUCCUGUGUGCCCGGGUUGGAGAGUUAGCAGAGGCUGCGGUGCGGGUCUCACCGGCAGGUGGAAAAGUGAGGGAGGGUCACAGGGGAGGUGGCAUAGGAGCUCAGGGAUCCCCCACAGGAAGGGGAGGGUGCCCUUGGCAGGAGGGAGAGGGAACACAGGCUCAGAGGUAAGGAAGCAGGAACUGAGUGGGGUUCAGAGGGGCUGGAGCAGGGGCUCCCGGAGGGCAGGAGGUUGGGGCUGUGCUGACAGGGAAGAUGCUGGAUGGAGGAUUCGGAAUCUCAUUUGCAGACAGUCAGGAGCCGAGGGAGGAGAGAGGACUCGCAGUUCCAGAGCUUUGGCUGUGAUAUAAGGGCUACCAUUCCCGAAUGCCCACUUGUGCCCCGCACUGUGCUAAUGAUAAUAAUAACUAUGUUCAUCGAUCACUCACCAGGCAUCAGGCUCUGCUUCUCAGAGGUUUGGGUAUUUAAUCCUCCUGGGAACCCAGGGAGGGAGGUGUUACCAUUCCUAUUUAUGGGCAGAUUAAGGCACGUGCUCCACGUCCCGCUGCUAGGAAGUGGCCAGGUCAGCUUCCCGUCCACGGCUGCCUGCCUGGACGCAGGGCCUGCCCUCUUCUCCAUUACACGGUGCUGCUUUCCUUGGACUGGGUGGGAGCUGUGGGGAGGGCAGCCCAGGUAAGGGGAGCAGCCUGGGCACAGGUGCGGCCCGGAAAAUGGGCCGGGUGUGGAGGGGGCAGAAAAGAGGGUGGGGACAUUGGACUGGGGCCUGGUGGGCUGUGGUUGCCAUGGAGGCCAAUCUGAAUCGGAUCCCUGAGAGCCAAGACAAGCUGGGGGUGCUGCUGAGGUUGCCCCCAGACUAUGUCUAGGGCAACGGUUGCCAACCGGUGGUCCGCCGACCACUGGUGGUCCGUGAGGUCCGAAAGGUUGGCGACCGCUGCUCUAGGGGGAGUGAGCUAGGGUGACAGGUAGACAGAGGUUCUGGAGAUAUAAAAACCUGAAGAAGAGGCUCUGAAUACAAGCCUGACCUAGACAUCAUCCCCAGUGGAAGAUGGCUGUCUUAGGGAGUGCAGAUUCCUGGGGGGGGUGGGGGGGUGGGGGGGAGAGGACGCGGCCGCCCCAGGCCGCACAGCCAGUGGGAGCACAGAGACCCGACCUGGGGCUAUUGAGAGGACAGAGGGCCCCCAUGAGUGGUGAGAGGGGGACAUGAUCAGCCUUGCCUCCAGAGCAUCACACUGCCAGAGUAGGGGAGCCCCGCUGGGGAUGCUGGGAGGGGUAUGGAAGCAUGGCGGCUCCUACACACACACACAACACUAAGAAUCCAACUCUACCCAGUGGUUUUCUCUCGACCCGGUUGGGAACCAGAUGGGAACAUCCUGGUCCCAGGUCUAGCAGGGAAUCUCAGACUCUGGAAGAGAGAUGAGCAACAGGCACAGGCACAACCCCAAGGAGAACCCAGAAGUGGUGGUGGAGGGGAUCAGACAGCCCUGGUCUGGGCCAUGCUCUGCCCUUUUCCACUCCUGGAGUCUCCGUUUUCUCAGUUGUUAAAUGGAAUAAAAGUCCCGUCACCAGGUGGUUGUGAAUUA
Molecule: messenger RNA, 3637 nt
Organism: Myotis brandtii (Brandt's bat)
Lineage: Eukaryota; Metazoa; Chordata; Mammalia; Chiroptera; Vespertilionidae
Gene: PELI3
Product: pellino E3 ubiquitin protein ligase family member 3
Exons: 8
Coding region: 120-1412 (430 amino acids)
Biological process (GO): regulation of Toll signaling pathway; protein K63-linked ubiquitination
Molecular function (GO): protein binding; ubiquitin protein ligase activity
Source: RefSeq, a predicted model, not a curated record